AUGGAUUUAGACAUUGUCGGAAGGUUCGAAACCUAUGAGGACUAUCUCGAUUCCAAAAUUACCCAGGAGCACUUGUACUAUUUAGGAAAUCGUGAUGUCGCAAGAAGCCUUUUCGAAUUAGGUUGCGUUGGUGGUUUAGAUAUUAUGGAACGCUCUAAAUUUGAGCAAAAGAAACAAGAACUACUCGAACAGAAAACUACAAAAAGAAGUGCACAAGUUCCACUUGCCCAUAUUAAUUGUGAUAGCUCUGCUUCGCCUUUGAUGCAAGAGCUUGCUAAAAUUGAAGAUGAAGUUAGGAAUGGUCAGAAAACAUGCUUGAUUUUCCUUCGUAGUGAAAAUAAUAAAGGACAAGAAAUUAGUGCUUAUAUUGAUUUCGGUGAUCGCCUUAGAAAUGAAGACUGGGUUCCGUACUUUUCAUGCAAGAAGCUGCUGAAACCAAAAAUCACUGAUAUGAGCUACUUCAAUUGGAAAACAAGAACAAUUACACAUAACGAAUCUACAACAUUCGAUGUUAAGGGAAAUAAUGAUCGUGGUAUUAUUGUUACUAACAAGCGUGAUCAGAAAGAUAUUAACUUAGAUCCAAAUGAGCAAGUUCCAGGAGAUAAUACCAUACGUAAAGAUAUUGAAGAUCCUAACUAUCUUCACUGUGUUUUGUAUAUCCACUCCUCUCGUCGUAAAGCUUAA
Trichomonas vaginalis G3 is the source of this 684-nucleotide messenger RNA. Its product is annotated as protein of unknown function (DUF4464). Lineage: Eukaryota; Parabasalia; Trichomonadida; Trichomonadidae. The record is from RefSeq and is a predicted model, not a curated record. The coding region runs from base 1 to 684 and encodes 227 amino acids. The transcript has a single exon.